Molecule: messenger RNA, 1561 nt
Organism: Tetranychus urticae (two-spotted spider mite)
Lineage: Eukaryota; Metazoa; Arthropoda; Arachnida; Trombidiformes; Tetranychidae
Gene: Usp12-46
Product: Ubiquitin-specific protease 12/46
Biological process (GO): protein deubiquitination
Cellular component (GO): nucleus; cytosol
Molecular function (GO): cysteine-type deubiquitinase activity
Source: RefSeq, a predicted model, not a curated record
AGAGGGUACAUGUAAUUACGAAUUAUUCAUCUGCGCUCUAGUCUGAGUUAAUUGAUUAUUUUCUUAACAAAUGUCCCUGUGUUUUAUUAAUUAUGGUGUAAUUCUUAAAUUAAAAUUACCUGUUGAUCAUUCUUUUGAAUGAAUGGUUACUCUGGGUGUAUGAAUCACCAUUGGAUUGAUUGUAAAACCUAUUUGUUUUUCACUUUUUUACUCUACUCUCUCCUAGCUUAUGCUUAGCUUGGUAACCUCGCUUUAUCAUGGGAGGUAAUAUAUCUCAACUGGAGAAGGAAUUGAAUUGUGAAUCAUUAACUGUUAAUGAACAUUACUUUGGACUUGUCAACUUUGGUAAUUCUUGUUAUUGUAAUAGUGUUCUUCAAGCGCUGUAUUUUUGUCGCCCUUUCCGGCAAAAAGUGUUGGAAUAUAAAGCCAAAAAUAAAAGAGUAUCUCAAAAUAAGGAAACCUUGUUAACAUGUUUAGCUGAUUUAUAUCAUCACAUCGCUACACAGAAAAAGAAGACUGGAACCGUUGCCCCGAAAAAGUUUAUUGCUCGUCUGAAGAAAGAAAACGUUGUUUUUGAUAAUUUUUUACAACAAGAUGCCCAUGAAUUUUUCAAUUACCUGUUAAAUACUAUUGCAGAUUUAUUGGCUGCUGAAAAAUCUGGUAAUCAAACUGGACCCACCGAUAAUAAUGGUAAAAACAAUUCAGACAGCAAUCGAACUUGGAUCCAGGAUAUUUUCCAAGGAACAUUGACCAAUGAGACUCGUUGUCUAAAUUGUGAAUCCUUAUCAUCUAAAGAUGAAGAUUUUUUAGACUUAAGUGUUGAAAUUCAGCAAAAUACUUCUAUAACGCAUUGUUUACGAGUUUUCAGUAAUACAGAAACACUAUCUUCGGAGCAUAAAUAUUAUUGUGAAAAUUGUUGUUCCAAACAGGAGGCUCAAAAGCGUAUGAGAAUCAAAAAAUUACCUAUGAUAUUGGCACUUCAUCUUAAAAGAUUUAAAUAUAUGGAAUCACAGAAUAGGCAUACCAAAAUUUCCUAUCGUGUCGUAUUUCCAUUAGAGUUAAGGCUGUUUAAUAAAGCAUCCAAUAAAGGCGGUGAUGAUAAGCUUUAUGAUCUGGUUGCAGUUGUUAUACAUUGUGGUCCCGGUCCUAACAGAGGUCAUUAUAUAACUAUAGUCAAAUCAUUCGGCUUUUGGUUACUCUUCGAUGAUGAAAUGGUUGAAAAAAUGGAUGUUUCCUCAAUUGAAGAUUUCUAUGGAAUAACGAGUGAUACCCAGAAAAGUAGUGAAUCUUGUUACAUUCUGCUUUAUCAAGCCAGAGAAUCCAUGCUAUCAUCCUGAGAAACAACUUCUCUUAAUAACUUAUCAAGUCGUAAAAAGUCAUGAUCAUAUUCAAAAUGUGUAAAUAAUUCUCAGAUGCGAUUAUCUUUUUCCAAAAAUAGAUCAUCAUUUAUUAAAUGUUAGAUAAUUUUUUGUCAAUCUUUGAAAUCAUGUUUCUUCAACCUUACCUGAUUCAGAGGGUAACUUAUCAAACGGAAUUAAAUAGUACAAGUUUUUUUAGAAAA